Brenthis ino (lesser marbled fritillary) is the source of this 576-nucleotide messenger RNA. NCBI's taxonomy places the organism in Eukaryota, Metazoa, Arthropoda, Insecta, Lepidoptera, Nymphalidae. The record is from the annotation of a GenBank genome assembly.
AUGGAUGAUUUAUACAUUGCUGUAGUCUGCUCAUCAAAUAUGAAUAGAAGCAUGGAAGCUCAUGCUUUUCUUGCAAAAAAAGGUUUUAAAGUUAAAUCAUAUGGAACAGGUGAAAAGGUUAAGUUACCAGGAGCAUCAGCUGAUCGACCUAAUUGCUAUGAAUUUGGAGUUCCUUAUGAUGAUAUUUAUAACGAUUUAUUGGACAAAGAUAAAGCAUAUUACACACAAAAUGGAUUACUUCACAUGUUAGAUAGAAAUCGAAGAAUAAAACCAUCUCCUGAAAAAUUUCAAGUAACAACAGAGCGUUUUGAUGUAAUUAUAACUUGUGAAGAAAGAGUGUAUGACCAAGUGAUUGAAUGGUUUGGAUCAAGAAGAUCAAUAUAUAACCAACCAGUGCAUGUCAUCAACAUUGAUAUUCAAGAUAACCAUGAAGAGGCUACCAUUGGAGCAUUCUUAAUAAGUGACAUGGUUACUAAAAUGGCACAAAGUGAUGAUUUAGAUAAUGAUAUUGAUGAACUAUUGCAUGAUUUUGAGUCAAAAUGUCACCGACCAAUCUUAAACAGCAUUAUGUUUUAU